Cucumis sativus (cucumber) is the source of this 1204-nucleotide messenger RNA. RefSeq lists its product as uncharacterized. Bases 350 to 1162 code for a protein of 270 amino acids. NCBI's taxonomy places the organism in Eukaryota, Viridiplantae, Streptophyta, Magnoliopsida, Cucurbitales, Cucurbitaceae. The transcript has 2 exons. The record is from RefSeq and is a predicted model, not a curated record.
UAAGCCAUAGAAAAACUCCAACUUACAUCAGCAUUUCAAGCCCAAAUGUUGACAAACACCCAUUUUCCAGAAAAAUAUGCAACAAUUCCAAGCCUUUACAAGUUUCUUUUAAAAAAAGUAACAAUUUUUUUUAAUCUUUUUUUUGACAUUUCUUCCAGAAGCUGACUAAGACAAAAGAAAGAAGACCAAUCAAAGUGUGGGAAGUCCUCAAUGACCUAAAAAAAAAGAAUAAAUCUUUGUUAAAACCCAUUUUUUAGUGCUUUCCUUGAACUUAGUUCAAUUGAAUUCUCUUCAAAAGCUGAAACUUUAGAGUUAAGAGAGCAAAAAUUUAGGAAGAGAGAUCGGAGAGAUGGAGUGGUGUGUGGGUUUCAAUGAUAAAGAAAUUUAUGUAAGUUUUGUUGUAUUCAAGCCAAUGGUCCUGGUUGUUGAUGAUUUUGUUGAAGCUCUGAAACAAUUCUCCUUCUCCACCAAUAAUCUUGGUUGUAUUCAGAAUUGUGUUCUCAAGAGCAUCCACGGAAAUAUGAUCAUAUGGUGUGGAAUUUGGACAAAAAAGUUAAUUCAGAACCCGCAAUUAUUAUCUGAAACACUCGUAAGUUACACUUUAACAUUUCUCAUAUUUUUAAUCACUCAUUUACGUUUGUUAUUAUACAUUAAUUUUUUACAUUUUGUUCAGCUUCAAACCAUGAUUUCAAAAACUUCAAACAUGGCAACCUUAUUAGAUCUUAGCUUCUUUGAAGCAUAUGGUGGAGAAUCCAUGGAUGGUUCUUGUGUUGCAAAAUUUACAAGUAAAAGCAUUAUAUCAAUGAUUUCAAUAGCUGCAAAAUGUGGUGAUAUAAAUGAUCUUUCCUAUGCUUGCUUGGCAAUAUUCAAGUCUCGAUUUCGAAAGAUCGAAGGCGUAAACUCUGGAAUUUGCUUGAAAUCACAAAAUAGGCCAACAGUUGUUUCACUCCAUGUUUGGAAUUCUCCUUUUUAUUGUUACUCAUGGAUCUUGAAUUCCGAUCAUUUGAACUCAAUGUUACCUUAUCUUGAUCAUUUUUCCCUUUGUAUUAAAUAUGAUAUAUAUCAAGUGGUGAAUAUAAGUGAUGCAAAUGUACCUAAUUUUAAGGAUUUGGAUAAUGAUGAAGAGAGGGGAAACAAGUGCAAAUCUUUUGAUGUGAAAUAAAGAAAAGAAAGUUACUAGAAUAGUAGAUUUUGCUUGUGGUGA